ACCAAUCAAAUCUAAGGUUUUGAAUAACUAUUCAACUAGUAUGUGUAUAAAAAAUUGACUAUAGUACCAAAUGUGACAUCUAUUUAGAUGACAUUGUAUUUUUUUUUCAAUGAUGAAUUCAGGGUUUAAUCAUAGAGCGGAUACAAGAUUCACUAUCCAACAAUGGUGAUGAGAACAAGAGGAUCAUAUAUCUUGGUGAUGGAAGUGGUGAUUAUUGCCCGAGCUUGAGGCUUAGAGAGAGAGAUUUCAUGAUGCCAAGGAAGAACUUUCCAGUGUGCUAUUUAAUCUGCAAAGACCCUUUGCUUCUUAAGGCUGAAAUCCAUCCAUGGAGUGAUGGGCAAGAACUUGAGCAAGUUUUGUUGCAAUUAAUCAACAAGAUCACCUCUUUGGGUGAUGAAAGCUCUCAACAAUUCAUCUCAUCAGAUUGCAAAAUGCAGACUCUAUCUGUCACUACUCAUGAGGCUUUGCCUAAAGUUCUUCCAAAGCCAACAUCUCAAUCUGGUGUUGUUUCCUCACCGCCUCAAGCACGUGCCACCGCAACCACAUCUUCACCUGCUGCCUCUCAGUUGUCAAAAUUGCUUCAGCACUCUAAAUUUAUAUGUCAAAUUUUAACUCCGAAUCUUUCCUAGUGAUAGCUUUUCCGUAUUGGCAAUUAUCUUCCCAUGAUUGAAACCAAUUGAAAUAUAAAGAGCUGAUGACUGAAGAAAUUAGGAUUCUCCAUUAUUA
Molecule: messenger RNA, 726 nt
Organism: Arachis ipaensis
Lineage: Eukaryota; Viridiplantae; Streptophyta; Magnoliopsida; Fabales; Fabaceae
Source: RefSeq, a predicted model, not a curated record